AGCUUAUCCACGCUCUCCGAUCUCAUGUCUGUUUCUCUUUCUCUCUCCCUCUCUUGCGCUGUCCCUCAUUCAUGCACUCUUCCAUCUUUUUGCCAUUGUGCCAGCUCAAUUUAAAUGUAUCUGCUCUGUAUCUGUUCAAGUGGAGAUAAUCCAUGCAAAUCAGGAGCCGUGGCUCUCAAUGCCUGGUUCACAGAGAGGACUCAGCUUGAGGAGGUCACUCGUUCACAGCCGCUCCUCCCAUUACAUUUUUCCCCUUAUUGCAGAACUGCUGUAUGUAUACAGUGACUGAAAGGACUCAAUUUACUGCAACUGCUGCCUGGCUUUACUUACAACUUUUUUUUUUUUUGUAAAGGAACUUACCUCCAUCUGUCUUUUCAAGGUUACAGACCACAUACUCUAAACUUCACAAAUGGUUCUGAAGAGUAUGGAGCCUACGUAGACUCAUAAGAGCCCAAUGUUUCCAAAGGACAUUAAUUUUGAUUUCUCCAAUGAAGGCUUGUGGCUGUCCUUAUGCUUUACAAAACAUUACCAAAUCAGAGCCGAAAAGAAAACCGGUAUUUAUGGCACAAUGAAAAAUUUCAUCUUUCCCAGAAUGAUAUGAAGAUCAAUGAUGCAGACUGAUGGUUUUGAUGAAGCUGGGCAUUUUUAACUAGAUUCAUUAAGGAAUACAAAGAAAAUAUUUAAAGGGAUCAAUAAUGGUGUCUUCUGGUUGCAGAAUGCGAAGUCUGUGGUUUAUCAUUGUAAUCAGCUUCUUACCGAAUUCAGAAGGUUUCAGCAGAGCAGCUUUACCAUUUGGGCUGGUGAGGCGAGAAUUAUCCUGUGAAGGUUAUUCUAUAGAUCUGCGAUGCCCGGGCAGUGAUGUCAUCAUGAUUGAGAGCGCUAACUAUGGUCGGACGGAUGACAAGAUUUGUGAUGCUGACCCAUUUCAGAUGGAGAAUACAGACUGCUACCUCCCCGAUGCCUUCAAAAUUAUGACUCAAAGGUGCAACAAUCGAACACAGUGUAUAGUAGUUACUGGGUCAGAUGUGUUUCCUGAUCCAUGUCCUGGAACAUACAAAUACCUUGAAGUCCAAUAUGAAUGUGUCCCUUACAUGGAGCAAAAAGUUUUUGUGUGUCCUGGGACCUUGAAAGCAAUUGUGGACUCACCAUGUAUAUAUGAAGCUGAACAAAAGGCGGGUGCUUGGUGCAAGGACCCUCUUCAGGCUGCAGAUAAAAUUUAUUUCAUGCCCUGGACUCCAUAUCGUACCGAUACUUUAAUAGAAUAUGCUUCUUUAGAAGAUUUCCAAAAUAGUCGCCAAACAACAACAUAUAAACUUCCAAAUCGAGUAGAUGGUACUGGAUUUGUGGUAUAUGAUGGUGCUGUCUUCUUUAACAAAGAAAGAACGAGGAAUAUUGUGAAAUUUGACUUGAGGACUAGAAUUAAGAGUGGUGAGGCCAUAAUUAACUAUGCCAACUACCAUGAUACCUCACCAUACAGAUGGGGAGGAAAGACUGAUAUCGACCUAGCAGUUGAUGAAAAUGGCUUAUGGGUCAUUUAUGCCACUGAACAGAACAAUGGAAUGAUAGUUAUUAGCCAGCUGAACCCAUACACUCUUCGAUUUGAAGCAACGUGGGAGACUGUAUACGACAAACGUGCCGCAUCAAAUGCUUUUAUGAUAUGCGGAGUCCUCUAUGUGGUUAGGUCAGUUUAUCAAGACAAUGAAAGUGAAACAGGCAAGAACUCAAUUGAUUACAUUUAUAAUACCCGAUUAAACCGAGGAGAAUAUGUAGAUGUUCCCUUCCCCAACCAGUAUCAGUAUAUUGCUGCAGUGGAUUACAAUCCAAGAGAUAACCAACUGUACGUGUGGAACAAUAACUUCAUUUUACGAUAUUCUCUGGAGUUUGGUCCACCUGAUCCUGCCCAAGUGCCUACCACAGCUGUGACAAUAACUUCUUCAGCUGAGCUGUUCAAAACCACAGUAUCAACCACAAGCACUACUUCACAGAAAGGCCCCAUGAGCACAACUGUAGCUGGAUCACAGGAAGGAAGCAAAGGGACAAAACCACCUCCAGCAGUUUCUACAACCAAAAUUCCACCUGUAACAAAUAUUUUUCCCCUGCCAGAGAGAUUCUGUGAAGCAUUAGACUCCAAGGGGAUAAAGUGGCCUCAGACACAAAGGGGAAUGAUGGUUGAACGACCAUGCCCCAAGGGAACAAGAGGAACUGCCUCAUAUCUCUGCAUGAUUUCCACUGGAACAUGGAACCCUAAGGGCCCCGAUCUUAGCAACUGUACCUCACACUGGGUGAAUCAGCUGGCUCAGAAGAUCAGAAGUGGAGAAAAUGCUGCUAGUCUUGCCAAUGAACUGGCUAAACAUACCAAAGGGCCAGUGUUUGCUGGGGAUGUAAGUUCUUCAGUGAGGUUGAUGGAGCAGUUGGUGGACAUCCUUGAUGCACAGCUGCAGGAACUGAAACCUAGUGAAAAAGAUUCAGCUGGACGGAGUUAUAACAAGCUCCAAAAACGAGAGAAGACAUGCAGGGCUUACCUUAAGGCAAUUGUUGACACAGUGGACAACCUUCUGAGACCUGAAGCUUUGGAAUCAUGGAAACAUAUGAAUUCUUCUGAACAAGCACAUACUGCAACAAUGUUACUCGAUACAUUGGAAGAAGGAGCUUUUGUCCUAGCUGACAAUCUUUUAGAACCAACAAGGGUCUCAAUGCCCACAGAAAAUAUUGUCCUGGAAGUUGCCGUACUGAGUACAGAAGGACAAAUCCAGGACUUUAAAUUUCCUCUGGGCAUCAAAGGAGCAGGCAGCUCAAUCCAGCUCUCUGCAAAUACCGUCAAACAGAACAGCAGGAACGGGCUUGCAAAGUUGGUGUUCAUCAUUUACCGGAGCCUGGGACAGUUCCUUAGUACAGAAAAUGCAACCAUUAAACUGGGUGCUGACUUUAUUGGUCGUAAUAGCACCAUUGCAGUGAAUUCUCACGUCAUUUCAGUUUCAAUCAAUAAAGAGUCCAGCCGAGUAUACCUGACUGAUCCUGUGCUUUUUACCCUGCCACACAUUGAUCCUGACAAUUAUUUCAAUGCAAACUGCUCCUUCUGGAACUACUCAGAGAGAACUAUGAUGGGAUAUUGGUCUACCCAGGGCUGCAAGCUGGUUGACACUAAUAAAACUCGAACAACGUGUGCAUGCAGCCACCUAACCAAUUUUGCAAUCCUCAUGGCCCACAGGGAAAUUGCAUAUAAAGAUGGCGUUCAUGAAUUACUUCUUACAGUCAUCACCUGGGUGGGAAUUGUCAUUUCCCUUGUUUGCCUGGCUAUCUGCAUCUUCACCUUCUGCUUUUUCCGUGGCCUACAGAGCGACCGAAAUACUAUUCACAAGAACCUUUGUAUCAAUCUUUUCAUUGCUGAAUUUAUUUUCCUAAUAGGCAUUGAUAAGACAAAAUAUGCGAUUGCAUGCCCAAUAUUUGCAGGACUUCUACACUUUUUCUUUUUGGCGGCUUUUGCUUGGAUGUGCCUAGAAGGUGUGCAGCUCUAUCUAAUGUUAGUUGAAGUUUUUGAAAGUGAAUAUUCAAGGAAAAAAUAUUACUAUGUUGCUGGUUACUUGUUUCCUGCCACAGUUGUUGGAGUUUCAGCUGCUAUUGACUAUAAGAGCUAUGGAACAGAAAAAGCUUGCUGGCUUCAUGUUGAUAACUACUUUAUAUGGAGCUUCAUUGGACCUGUUACCUUCAUUAUUCUGCUAAAUAUUAUCUUCUUGGUGAUCACAUUGUGCAAAAUGGUGAAGCAUUCAAACACUUUGAAACCAGAUUCUAGCAGGUUGGAAAACAUUAAGUCUUGGGUGCUUGGCGCUUUCGCUCUUCUGUGUCUUCUUGGCCUCACCUGGUCAUUUGGGUUGCUUUUUAUUAAUGAGGAGACUAUUGUGAUGGCAUAUCUCUUCACCAUAUUUAAUGCUUUCCAGGGAGUGUUCAUUUUCAUCUUUCACUGUGCUCUCCAAAAGAAAGUACGAAAAGAAUAUGGCAAGUGCUUCAGACAUUCAUACUGCUGUGGAGGCCUCCCAACUGAGAGUCCCCACAGUUCAGUGAAGGCAUCAACCACCAGAACCAGUGCUCGCUAUUCCUCUGGCACACAGAGUCGUAUAAGAAGAAUGUGGAAUGAUACUGUGAGAAAACAAUCUGAAUCUUCUUUUAUCUCAGGUGACAUCAAUAGCACUUCAACACUUAAUCAAGGAAUGACUGGCAAUUACCUACUAACAAACCCUCUUCUUCGACCCCACGGCACUAACAACCCCUAUAACACAUUGCUCGCUGAAACAGUUGUAUGUAAUGCCCCUUCAGCUCCUGUAUUUAACUCACCAGGACAUUCACUGAACAAUGCCAGGGAUACAAGUGCCAUGGAUACCCUACCGCUAAAUGGUAAUUUUAACAACAGCUACUCGCUGCGCAAGGGUGACUAUAAUGACAGCGUGCAAGUUGUGGACUGUGGACUAAGUCUGAAUGAUACUGCUUUUGAGAAAAUGAUCAUUUCAGAAUUAGUGCACAACAACUUACGGGGCAGCAGCAAGACUCACAACCUCGAGCUCACGCUACCAGUCAAACCUGUGAUUGGAGGUAGCAGCAGUGAAGAUGAUGCUAUUGUGGCAGAUGCUUCAUCUUUAAUGCACAGCGACAACCCAGGGCUGGAGCUCCAUCACAAAGAACUCAAGGCACCGCUUAUUCCUCAGCGGACUCACUCCCUUCUGUACCAACCCCAGAAGAAAGUGAAGUCUGAGGGAACUGACAGCUAUGUCUCCCAGCUGACAGCAGAGGCUGAAGAUCACCUACAGUCCCCCAACAGAGACUCUCUUUAUACAAGCAUGCCCAAUCUUAGAGACUCUCCCUAUCCGGAGAGCAGCCCUGACAUGGAAGAAGACCUCUCUCCCUCCAGGAGGAGUGAGAAUGAGGACAUUUACUAUAAAAGCAUGCCAAAUCUUGGAGCUGGCCAUCAGCUUCAGAUGUGCUACCAGAUCAGCAGGGGCAAUAGUGAUGGUUAUAUAAUCCCCAUUAACAAAGAAGGAUGUAUUCCAGAAGGAGAUGUUAGAGAAGGACAAAUGCAGCUGGUUACAAGUCUUUAAUCAUACAGCUAAGGAAUUCCAAGGGCCACAUGAAAGUAUUAAUGAAUAAAGACACCAUUGGCCUAACGCAGCUCCCUCAAACUCUGCUUGAAGAGAUGACUCUUGACCUGUGGUUCUCCAGUGUAAAAAAGAUGACUGAACCUUGCAGUUCUGUGAAUUUUUAUAAAACAUACAAAAACUUUGUAUAUACACAGAGUAUACUAAAGUGAAUUAUUUGUUACAAAGAAAAGAGAUGCCAACCAGGUAUUUUAAGAUUCUGCUGCUGUUUAGAGAAAUUGUGAAACAAGCAAAACAAAACUUUCCAGCCAUUUUACUGCAGCAGUCUGUGAACUAAAUUUGUAAAUAUGGCUGCACCAUUUUUGUAGGCCUGCAUUGUAUUAUAUACAAGACGUAGGCUUUAAAAUCCUGUGGGACAAAUUUACUGUACCUUACUAUUCCUGACAAGACUUGGAAAAGCAGGAGAGAUAUUCUGCAUCAGUUUGCAGUUCACUGCAAAUCUUUUACAUUAAGGCAAAGAUUGAAAACAUGCUUAACCACUAGCAAUCAAGCCACAGGCCUUAUUUCAUAUGUUUCCUCAACUGUACAAUGAACUAUUCUCAUGAAAAAUGGCUAAAGAAAUUAUAUUUUGUUCUAUUGCUAGGGUAAAAUAAAUACAUUUGUGUCCAACUGAAAUAUAAUUGUCAUUAAAAUAAUUUUAAAGAGUGAAGAAAAUAUUGUGAAAAGCUCUUGGUUGCACAUGUUAUGAAAUGUUUUUUCUUACACUUUGUCAUGGUAAGUUCUACCCAUUUUCACUUCUUUUCCACUGUAUACAGUGUUCUGCUUUGACAAGUUAGUCUUUAUUACUUACAUUUAAAUUUCUUAUUGCCAAAAGAACGUGUUUUAUGGGGAGAAACAAACUCUUUGAAGCCAGUUAUGCCAUGCCUUGCACAAAAGUGGUGAAAUCUAGAAAAGAUUGUGUGUCACCCCUGUUUAUUCUUGAACAGAGGGCAAAGAGGGCACUGGGCACUUCUCACAAACUUUCUAGUGAACAAAAGGUGCCUAUUCUUUUUUAAAAAAAUAAAAUAAAACAUAAAUAUUACUCUUCCAUAUUCCUUCUGCCUAUAUUUAGUAAUUAAUUUAUUUUAUGAUAAAGUUCUAAUGAAAUGUAAAUUGUUUCAGCAAAAUUCUGCUUUUUUUCAUCCCUUUGUGUAAACCUGUUAAUAAUGAGCCCAUCACUAAUAUCCAGUGUAAAGUUUAACACGGUUUGACAGUAAAUAAAUGUGAAUUUUUUCAAGUA
Messenger RNA from Symphalangus syndactylus (siamang), 6363 nucleotides. It is a transcript of the gene ADGRL2, whose product is annotated as adhesion G protein-coupled receptor L2. Lineage: Eukaryota; Metazoa; Chordata; Mammalia; Primates; Hylobatidae. The record is from RefSeq and is a predicted model, not a curated record. Gene Ontology annotation, molecular function: G protein-coupled receptor activity; carbohydrate binding. Gene Ontology annotation, biological process: cell surface receptor signaling pathway; adenylate cyclase-activating G protein-coupled receptor signaling pathway. Gene Ontology annotation, cellular component: plasma membrane.